AUGAAUCACCGGAACUCAGUUUCGCCGAGGAUUGGCAAGACUCCAGACUUGAAUUCACCAUCUAUCUCGCAUCCAAAGCCUUUCCAGCAGGCACCUUUGAAUGUGGAGCCUUCCACACUGAUCUCUUUGGCAGCCUCCGUGCUCUUUGCCGUGGCUCUUUGCUUUUGCAGGCCUGGCGUGGCUUUGGCUGGAAGCGAGAACUUAGCGGCCGUGGCGCCCUGUUUGCUGAGCAAGUGCCAGCUACCUUUGGCCAAGUGCAUCCUGAACCCCAGCUGCGCAGCCGACUUGACCUGUGUCAUUGGGUGUGCUGGGCGCCCGGACGAGUCCAGCUGCCAGAUUAACUGCGGCAACUUUCUUGAAAACGAUGCUGUUGUGGAAUUCAACGCUUGCGCGCUGAGUGCCAAGAAGUGUGUCCCGCAGCGGCCUGACAAAGGCCCAGUGCCCGGCGAUGCCUCCUGGGACCCGGUGAAGGGCCGCUAUCCCGUGCCACCCCCUGAAUCGGUCACGGACGACUUUGAAGUUGCCAAGAUGACCGGUCGUUGGUACAUCACGGCCGGUCUCAACCCUUUGUUCGACACGUUCGACUGCCAAGUCCACUUCUUUGAAGGAAUGGCACCAAAAGACAACUCUCCGGGUCGGCUGGUGGGAAAGAUCAAUUGGCGCAUCAAUGAGGUGGACGGCGAGUUCAUCUCAAGGUCUACUGUUCAGAGCUUUGUCCAGACCAAGCCUGGGCUCCUCGAAAACCAUGGGAACGAGUACUUGCACUACCAGGAUGAUUGGUACGUUCUGGAUCACGCUGAUGAAGAUGAUCCGGAGAUGGGCUUUGUACUGAUCUACUACCGGGGGCAGAACGAUGCGUGGGCUGGAUAUGGCGGAGGGACCCUAUACACCCGUGCAAAGACGGUGCCGCCUCAGAUUCUGGACCGUGUCAGAGAAGCGACAGCGAAGGCAAAGGUACCUUUCGACAAAUUCUGGAAGGUCACAGACAACUCCUGCCCUGUCGAGGGGGACCCUAAAAAGCUUCGCGUGCUCUAUGCCGAGCGGCUCGUCCAGCAAGCGGAAAUGAGAGCUGAGGAGCAGUUGACACGCCUGGCAAGGAAAACCAUUUCCAAGGUGGACAAAGAAGAGAAGGAGAUCGCUCAAGCGGCCCAGCGGCUUGAGAAAAUGACGGAGAAAUUCGUCAAAGAAGAGCUGAAGGUGACUGAGAAAGCGAUUGAGGACGAGGAGCUUGC
Molecule: messenger RNA, 1232 nt
Organism: Symbiodinium pilosum
Lineage: Eukaryota; Dinophyceae; Suessiales; Symbiodiniaceae
Source: the annotation of a GenBank genome assembly